AUGGCGAAGAUAGCGUCAGCAUCGCUGGCGGAGCUGAAGAGGGUCAUCCGUACGCAAAGUGUUGUGGACAAUCAUGGCCACAAUAUCCUACGGCCCGAGAAGCUGAAGUCUGCCAACUUCCUGACCAUUACCACCGAAGCAGAGGGUGAUGCAUUAGAAGAUGCGCGCAGAUCCUUGCCACAUCUUCGCGCCGCUCGCCAACUGCGGAAGCUCUAUGGUCUGCCGUCUACCGCAGACUGGGCUACUAUCCUUGGGAAGAGGGUAGAGCUGCUCGAGCGAGAUGCUCAUGGCUUGAUGGAGAAAUGCUUUGGAGGCACGCACACUAUCCUCGUAGAUGAUGGCUUAGACAGCGGCGCCAACGUUGAAUCCUACGAAUGGCACAGUCAAUAUACUCUUUCGCCGUGCAAGCGCAUUGUCCGUAUCGAGUCGAUUGCGGCCACUAUACUCUCAUCAAUGGACCAGCAGGGCAACCUACCGGUUGGCGUAGCGACUGCGGAUGAUGAAGCAUGCAGCCUUGCGUGGGUCACAUUCAUUACGCAGUUUGAGCAAGCCAUUGUGGCGUGCAUCGGAGACAGCGAGGUCGUCGGCUUCAAAUCCGUCGUCUGCUACCGCACUGGUCUAGAUGUGCAAGUGGGAGACGCUGUCGAGGUACUUGAAGCUGGUCUACGCUCCUUUACCCGCCAUUACCUGCCAGACUGCGCAGCUCGAAGUUUCCGCGUUGAGGCUAAAGGCAUGAAUGACGCCCUCGUGGUCAGCGUUUGCAGGCUUCUCGAAGCAGACUGCCAGCAGCUUGGUGCAACGAAGCCUCUGCAAUUCCAUACCGGCCUUGGGGACAAUGAUAUCGACUUGCUCGGUUCGAACCCUGCAUUUCUGCAGCCACUGAUCAAACACUUCUCAACCGUACCAAUGGUUCUGCUGCACUCUUCCUAUCCCUACACCCGUGAAGCAGGUUAUCUGGCGACAGUAUACAAAAAUGUGUAUGUUGACAUCGGCGAGGUAUUUCCGAUGGUAUCCCGCGACGGUCAAGAGCAAAUUGUGCGGCAAGCUCUCGAAAUCACACCUGCGAGCAAGAUAUUGUGGAGCACCGAUGGCCACUAUUUUCCCGAAACAUACUGGCUCGCUAACGUACAAGGACGAGAAGUGAUCGAGAAGGUACUUUGUCAGUACGUGGAGCAGGACGAUCUUACGGCGGAGCAAGCGAUUCAUGCCGCCCGGAACAUACUGUUCGAAAACAGCAAUGCACUGUACCGCCUCGGACUGAGCAUCGACGCAUCGGACAGCGCGCCGAGCACUCGGACAGCUUCCACAAUGCCAGCGCCACCUGAUCGAGUCAGCAAUGAGCUUCCGAGGGCAGAGUCGACCGGCCUGCAGGUGAGUAUUGCACCCUCAUCGCUUGCAACGUCGGCCAUGAGCAAUAAUCCCGAGAAGACGUUGCUAUCCAAUGUUAUUCAAUCGACGGUGCUGCUGGCGGAUGACUCCGACGUGCAGUUUAUUGUGGUGCAGUGGCUGGAUUUGCUGAACCAGCUGCGUGCCCGUUGGCUGCCUGUUGGUGCUUUCAAGUCCCUGAUUGCCUCUGAUGGCUCUAUUGGUAUAUCAACUGGCAACCUUGGCACCUUGCAGAACGAUCAUAUGACACCUGUCUGUGAUCCGGUCGGACAGAUCCUGGUGGCCCCAGUACUAGCCAGCAUGAGAUUGAUGUAUGCGAGUGCUGCAGAUCAAGUACCAAAACAGGGUCGGAUUGCGUCGGUGAUGGCGUGCUUCCUUGAUGAGGAUAGGCAACCGCAUAGUCUCUGUCCGCGGAGUCUUCUGCUAAACAUGACCAACAAACUGCGUGUGAACCACCAAGUCGACUUACUGGUCGGUUUCGAGAUCGAAGUUACUUUCUGUCAUCGGCGAGUGUCAUCUGAGAAUAAUGUCGAGACGUUCGAACCUUUCGACACCAAUCACGCUUGGGGCACGGUCAGCGAUGAGCAGAUCACAAAGUCAUUUCCAGUUCUGCUGAAGAUGGUCACGGCUCUGCAGCAGGUGGGCAUCGAAGUUCAACAAUUGCACUCUGAAUCCGGCGUUGGCCAAUACGAGUUUGUUCUUAACCCAAUGCCGCCAGUACAGGCCGUCGACGUACUCAUACAAGCCCGGCAACUGAUACAACAUGCUGCCGCUUCGCAAGGUCUCCGCGCAACAUUCCACCCCAUGCCCUUUCCUGGUGUCGGCUCAGCCUCUCACGCCAACAUUAGCCUCAACAGCAGUGUCCUCUCACCAGCCGACCUAGAGCAGCUACAGAUGUCGUUCAUGGCAUCUGUGUUGGCCCACCUCCCCGCGCUCUGUGCUUUCUCCAUGCCGCAAGCCGAGAGCUAUGAUAGGGUUGUCGAUGAUAGCUGGACCGGCGGAACAUGGAUCGCAUGGGGCACCCAGAACAGGGAGGUCCCUCUGCGGAGAGUUGGUGCUGACAAGGCAGGUAAGGGUUCGCGGUGGGAGUUGAGGUGUGUCGACGGUGUGGCGAACAUGUACCUGGCACUUGGUUGCAUUCUUGGUGCCGGCUUGGCAGGUAUCGAGAACCAGACCCGGAUGAAUCUGCAGGACUGCAGAAGAAAUCCGACCAAGCUAUCGGACGACGAGAAGCGGGCUUUAGGUAUCACACAGCGCAUACCGAAUACGCUAACGCAAGCCCUUCAAGCGCUAGAGGACGACGAAGCGCUUGCCGCCAAACUGAGUUCAAGUCUCGUGCAACAUUAUCUGGCCGUCAAGCGAACUGAGCAAGAUACGUUGAAACAGAUGUCGGAUGCCGAGAGGAGGGUGUGGCUGAUGAACCGUUAUUGA
Messenger RNA from Baudoinia panamericana UAMH 10762, 2817 nucleotides. RefSeq lists its product as uncharacterized. The transcript is spliced from 4 exons. Lineage: Eukaryota; Fungi; Ascomycota; Dothideomycetes; Mycosphaerellales; Teratosphaeriaceae. Bases 1 to 2817 code for a protein of 938 amino acids. The record is from RefSeq and is a predicted model, not a curated record. Gene Ontology annotation, molecular function: glutamine synthetase activity; hydrolase activity.